AUGGACAUCUUGGAAAAACUGGACUAUAAUCACUUUGAAAAUCAGCAAACCUUAAAACAUCAGUUUAAUGUUGACUCUAUUAAGUGGCUUCCCAAGUCUCCUAAACUGUACAGUGGCCAUAACUGGAGCUCCCAGGGCUCUCGCUGGGCCUCACUGAAAGGAAAGGAAAGUUUCCGUGGUGGUAACCUGUACAAAUUCAGCUCUGCUAAUGGAAAAUGGAGAGAAGGAAGAAUCAGUCCUGAGCAAGAAGCGGAGGAGCUGGAGGAUCCUGAUGAGGAUGAACCAAUUUCCAAGUUUUCUGGCAGCCUUUUUGAUACCAAUGAUAGCAUAAGAGAUCAAAGAAAUACCAGAACAUCUCUUCAAGAAAAGCACAAGUCAGCAACGAAAGGGAAGGCUCUUCCAGGGACUAACACCAAGGCACAGCCCCCUGUCUCAGCAGCAGGCGGCCUCCCUGGUGAAAGCAGCCGGUUCUCGGAGGAAUCGCGAGCAGCAGAUGUGCCGCAGCCCCCGCUGAAGAUAACCAUUACUGUGUGCAGUCAAAUGGGCAGUCUUGGUAUUAGCAUUGCUGGUGGAAAGGGCUCAUCUCCAUGUAAAGACAAUGAUGAGGGAAUCACGAUUACGCGGCUGCCGAAGGAUGGUCCAGCAGACUUGGCUGGGGUACAAGCAGGAGACAGAGUGACAGAGGCAUCCCUCGUUUCAGAACCUGAAGCCCUUGAUGCUUGUCCUACUGAAGCUUCAUCCAAGGGCAGCCCCUUCCCGACAGUAAACCACAUCAUAACAAUACCUCGGAUAAUCCUCACACGCCCAUCCACUUCUGAUGAAGAUACCGACCAGUUGCCCCCAGACCCAGAUGACUUUGAGCCCGAGGAGCCCAACAGCGCAGAAGGUCAUGGCUAUUCGGACUGUUUGAACAGUGCUUUUUAUCCUCCUUAAUAAAGUACUUUUCAGGAAA
Columba livia (rock pigeon) is the source of this 952-nucleotide messenger RNA. RefSeq names its product protein scribble homolog. Gene Ontology annotation, cellular component: basolateral plasma membrane; postsynaptic density; adherens junction. Gene Ontology annotation, molecular function: protein binding. The coding region runs from base 1 to 933 and encodes 310 amino acids. Gene Ontology annotation, biological process: neurotransmitter receptor transport postsynaptic membrane to endosome; cell-cell adhesion; establishment or maintenance of epithelial cell apical/basal polarity. The transcript is spliced from 7 exons. The record is from RefSeq and is a predicted model, not a curated record. Lineage: Eukaryota; Metazoa; Chordata; Aves; Columbiformes; Columbidae.